AUGUGCACAGAUCCAGUGGAUGAGGGCACAGGAGGAGAAAAGCACCUGAAGUUCCACUAUGACCCUCAGUCUGGUGUCUGUACGCCUUUCUUCUAUAAAGGACAGGGUGGAAACAGCAACCGCUUUGACAGUGAUGAAGACUGUCUGAGAGAGUGCUCAGCUAAAUACAAUGAGAUGUAUCCAAGUGAUCUGGUGUGUUCUCUCCCGAUGGACCGAGGCGACUGUUUUGCUACCAUUCCACAGUAUUAUUAUGACAGUGUUGAGAAGAUCUGUCGUUUAUUCCUGUAUGGAGGCUGUCGGGGGAACGGCAACCGUUUUAAGAGCAGAGAGGACUGUCAGAUGAUGUGUCUUGCAAAAUCUGGACGCCUGCUGUCUGGUGAAAAUGUCCCAAACCCAGACCAAAAGAAUGUUGAUGCGGGGCUGAUUGUUGGUGUUGUUGGUGGUCUUGUGUUUGCCGGUGCUGUUAUUGCUGCUGUCGUGAUGUUUGUCCUGCAUAAGAAAGGCAAAAAGGCAGAACGAAAGCCAGUGCCGACAAACGAUAUUGAAAUAAACUAGACGAUUACUGUUGCAACGUCACUGUUUGUACAUAAUUUGUGCUUUUAUAUCCGUUUAUCAUUUAUUCAAGUCAUGUUCUCAAAGUGAUAAACAUUGUUGCUCAUUGGUACAUAUAACGUGUCUUGAAUUCAGUUUUUAUUUGACUAGAGGUUCGUGAAAAGAAAAAACAGCCUAGCUUAAAUUUUCUU
Molecule: messenger RNA, 743 nt
Organism: Triplophysa rosa
Lineage: Eukaryota; Metazoa; Chordata; Actinopteri; Cypriniformes; Nemacheilidae
Gene: tfpil
Exons: 5
Coding region: 1-555 (184 amino acids)
Molecular function (GO): serine-type endopeptidase inhibitor activity
Source: RefSeq, a predicted model, not a curated record